AUGGGUCGUGGAAGACUAUCAAUGGAGCUAAUUCAGAAAGAAAAAGCUAGGAAGACAACAUUUGUAAAGAGAAAGAAUGGAUUAAUGAAGAAAGUGGACGAGUUCUCCACUCUUUGUGGUGUUGAUGUUUGUUUAAUUAUCUAUGGCCCCAACUUUGAUGGUCAAAGACCCACCAAACCUGAGACAUGGCCCCAAGACACCGACCAGGUACGCCGAAUCAUUCAAAAGUACCAUAACACAACAAGUGAUAGACCUCCUAGGAUCUAUGAUAUUGAAAAGUAUUAUAGAGAUAGGGUUAAGAAAGUUGAAGGUGAGAUUUCUAAGGUGCACAAGGAGAAGGAGAAGCUUAAGCCCAAGAUCACAUAUCCUACUUGGGAUACCUCAUUCAAUGAUCUUAGGGAAGACCAACUGAUAAUGUUUGCUCGAAUUUUGGAUUCUAAGAUUGUGUGUUGCAAUCAAAGAAUCAACAUGCUAAAGCAAAAUCCCAAGGGAAAAGCAAUAAUGGUAGAAUCAAAAGACAAUGUUGAUGAGAAUGUUUUUGCUACUCUUUACUUGGCUUCAUCAAACCCUAGUAGCUACCUUAAUUUUAUGCCAAACAAGUCUCAGCAAGCACAGUUUAUUCCUCACCUUCCCAUGACACCCAUUAUUGAUUAUACCACCCAAUUACCAUUCUACCCUUCGCAAUUAGGGGGAAGUUCAUCACAAUCUUCCACUCUUCAUUUUGACCAAAAUAGUAUGCAACUUAUGGGAAAAAAUGGGACUUUGGAUUGGAAGCAACCAGUUGGUACUUUUAGCACUCAUGAUAUACAAGUUGAUUUUCUAAAUUACACUGGAGAUGGAAGCAACAACCAGAACUCUUCAUCGCCAUGCUAUUACAAUGGGAAUAUACAAUCUGUGCAUCCAUAUAGUUUUGCUCUACCUCAAUACGAAGAUGUGCCUCCUGAGUUUCAAGUUAAUGGACUCUGA
Messenger RNA from Arachis stenosperma, 966 nucleotides. RefSeq names its product floral homeotic protein GLOBOSA-like. The record is from RefSeq and is a predicted model, not a curated record. Bases 1 to 966 code for a protein of 321 amino acids. The transcript has a single exon. NCBI's taxonomy places the organism in Eukaryota, Viridiplantae, Streptophyta, Magnoliopsida, Fabales, Fabaceae. Gene Ontology annotation, molecular function: protein dimerization activity; RNA polymerase II cis-regulatory region sequence-specific DNA binding; DNA-binding transcription factor activity, RNA polymerase II-specific. Gene Ontology annotation, biological process: positive regulation of transcription by RNA polymerase II.